Molecule: messenger RNA, 654 nt
Organism: Aspergillus udagawae
Lineage: Eukaryota; Fungi; Ascomycota; Eurotiomycetes; Eurotiales; Aspergillaceae
Product: putative Cu-dependent DNA-binding protein
Exons: 2
Coding region: 1-654 (217 amino acids)
Source: RefSeq, a predicted model, not a curated record
AUGGCUUCUACCUUUCAUACCACCAUCAAGGGAUGCUCAUUGACGGUGAAAAGUGGGCUUGUGAAGCUUGCGUCCGCGGCCACCGUACCCUCCCGCCCCAACAGCGCCUUCCAACCCAUCGCGCCCCGUCCUUCGCUCGACUCUGCAACGCGGGCCGCCAGCCACGCAGCGAUCCCAGCACCGCUUGCAAGUCAUCCCGGCUCGCAUCCCGGCGCCGUCCCCGCACGACCAAGACCUUCUCCGCGUUCCCGCAGCUCGACAGAUGCCCCGAUGGGUAUGACGAGCCACAGUCUCGGAUACGCAUCCGGCCAGGCACACGCACACGGGCAUCCUCAUCCCGGCGCGCGAUCCUCUGCCCCAACACUCCCAGUCCCACUCCCAGUAUUCACAACCGCGCCCCCACCCUUGCACUUCCCGCUAACCUGCGGCUCGUUCGCGACCCCCGCCCUCGCCUCCGUAUCGGACAUCCCCGUCUCGAUGCCGCUGAUGCACGGCGACGCGCACGGCCAGGGGUUCCUAUUCGCGGACGGCGCGGGCGGGUACGCCGGCGACGGGGUCUUCUCGCUGGAUGAUCUGGAUGUGGGUGUGGGCGGGGGUGUGAUGAUGCAGGCCGAAUGGGGGGAUCAGUUCUGGCUGGGGGAUGAUUCUGUGUGA